This is a messenger RNA of Epinephelus fuscoguttatus (brown-marbled grouper), 3442 nucleotides long. RefSeq names its product ectonucleoside triphosphate diphosphohydrolase 5a (gene entpd5a). The transcript is spliced from 13 exons. Gene Ontology annotation, molecular function: UDP phosphatase activity; GDP phosphatase activity. NCBI's taxonomy places the organism in Eukaryota, Metazoa, Chordata, Actinopteri, Perciformes, Serranidae. The coding region runs from base 557 to 2071 and encodes 504 amino acids. Gene Ontology annotation, biological process: nucleoside diphosphate catabolic process. Gene Ontology annotation, cellular component: membrane. The record is from RefSeq and is a predicted model, not a curated record.
GGAAUUUCUGAGGCAAGCUACUAUGUAAGUCUUAAAUGCACCCAUAAAAAGUAUUUUAAGGCCAUUUCUUUUGGUUUUUUGAGUGUGAGCCAUUCAUUUUGACUUCUGUAUAAAUCCCUUUCUCCUUUCCUUAGGGGAUUUUCUGGCUCCAGAAUAACUAGUAAAGAUGAGGAGGGGAAAAACAUAACCCAAAAUAAUCCUCCUCCAAAAAAAAAAAGAAAGAAAAAGACAGAAAGAAAAAGGGAAAAAAAGGGAAAUGCUGUUGGUAGGCAGGUAGUCGGUCUCCAGCUCAGCUCCAGGAGGGGGGACUCCUGAUGGAGCUGGGAUGGACCGCCACAGGAUUGGUGGAUGGCUGCACUCGGUGUGGCCCCAUGCCAAGCCCUUAUGUCUUUAUAUACUGUAAACGGAUGACCGGACAGUCCUGAGUGUGCAUCGCAUCCACUCUGCCUCUCUCCAUCUCCACUGCUCUCUGUCUGCAGGGGCCCCUGUCAAUCUUUGACUCCAGCAUCCAAAGCUUCUCCUCCUCAGCUCUCUCUGCUCCCCGGGUGUGAAAACAAUGGCCACGCCGAGCCUGCUCUUCACUUUAUCCGUGUGGUUUCUGGCUGGGAGCCUCUUAACGGAGGCGACUUACUACCGGCACCACCGCUACGUCCCCCACUUCUACCGCUACCGGGAGCACUCUGCCAACACGGAAAACCUCCUCCCUGAAGUCUCCAACCCGGAGCCUGAAGUCCCGCAGCCAGGCGUGCCGACCUACCCCCAGAUCCCCGAGGUGUUUCACCCGGCACCAGAGGUCAUCCACACCCUCCCAGAGGCGAUCCACCCGGUGCCUGAAGUCGUCCAUCCCGCACCUGAGCCUUACCAACCACCUGAGGUUUACCAGUCGGUGGCUGAAGCCUCUUCCCCCGUCAACAUGAGCCGGGUUUUCUACGGGAUCAUGUUUGACGCCGGGAGCACAGGCAGCAGGAUCCACAUCUAUAAGUUCAUCCAGAAAGACCCCGUUGAGCUGCCAGUUCUGGACAAUGAAAUGUACCAUGCAGUGAAGCCUGGACUGUCUGCUUACAAGGACAACCCUGAGGAGGGUGGAAACACCAUCCGUCAGCUGCUGAAGAUUGCAAAGAAGACGGUGCCAGAGGACGAAUGGAAGAGGACCCCGGUGGUGCUGAAGGCCACAGCGGGUCUGCGCCUGCUGCCCGAAGACAAGGCCAACGCUCUUCUGAAGGAGGUGCAAGAGGUGUUCAACGAGUCCCCCUUCUUUGUGCCAAACAACAGUGUUUCUAUCAUGAAUGGAGCAAAAGAAGGAGUCCUCGCCUGGGUCACGGUGAACUUCCUUACAGGUCACUUGUACUCCAACACAAAGAGGACAGUGGGCAUCUUGGAUUUGGGUGGAGGAUCCACACAGAUCACAUUCCUUCCCAAGUCAAAGAAAACCAUUCAGUCCGCUCCUGCCACUUAUAUCGCCAACUUCAACCUCUUCGACCAUACGUAUCAGCUCUACACACACAGCUACCUUGGAAAUGGACUGUACGCGGCUCGACUGGCAACUCUCGGAGCACUAGGAGCUGAUGGUCUAGAUUGGAAAAUCUUCACAAGUUCCUGCCUCCCGAAAAAGUUCAGAGAAGAUGUGACUUUUGGAGGAACCACCUACAAAGUUAGCGGGAUUCCAGACGGCUAUGCAGGCUAUAAGCUGUGCUACUAUGAAGUUCUGAAGGUCAUCAAAGGAAUCGUGCACCAGCCUUAUGAGGUGAAGGGCAGCAGCAUCUUCUACGCUUUCUCCUACUACUUUGACAGAGCUGUGGAGUCUGGCCUCAUCGAUGGCAGCCGAGGUGGUGCGGUUGAAGUCAGGGAUUUUAAGAAGAGAGCCAAGGAAGUGUGCAACAAAAUGACCAAGUACCGUGCUAUCAGCCCCUUCCUCUGCAUGGAUAUGACAUAUAUCACUUGUCUGCUAAAGGAGGGCUUUGGCUUCAAGGACAGCACUGUGCUGCAGCUAGCCAAGAAGGUGAACAACGUGGAGACAAGCUGGGCCCUGGGGGCAACCUUUGACUACUUCAGAAACCUCAACAUCCACUAAGGACAGCUCGCUGUCACUGCAGCCAGCACUGAGAGGGACAGUCUGUCACUGUGGGGCUUGCCGUCCUCCGUCCACCCCUCGAUCAGCCCGUCCCCUCGCAGACACACCUGGUCCCAACCAAGCUUCCUCACCCACAACGCCCUCCUCCUCUUUUCCUUCAACCUCAGCACCCUGCGAACACUCCGAACUGUUGAAAAAAAAGAAAUCACUAUAUUUUUAUAAGGCCAGCUAUUUCUACUGUAUGUUGAGCUCAUGACUGGUGGGCUGACUUUAUUUUUGUAAAACGUUUACAUUUUUGAUUCCUCAUGGGUGUCUGAUCUGAAAUGUCUUCCACACCUACCUGUUGUUUAGAGGCAACACAACCAGUCAUGGUAUUUGGUGCUUACUGUGGUCCUGGUGUGCACUGUACAGUACAGUGGAAUUUAUUUAGAGACUAGUUGCUGGAAGUGCAACCAUAGUUUUCUUUCAAAAUGCUUGUAAAUCAGUCUUCUUUUCACUCUAGCACUAAAUUAUUUUACCUAAUUCAUUUGCCCCUCGCCAUCAUUGGAAAUAGAGCAGUUGACAAUCAUACAGCUUCUUUCAUCGACUUUGCACAUAACACUUUAAUUGCAGAUAUUGUAGCUAAGACAGUUGCUUUGAUGUCGACUUAAGAGUUGUAUAUAUUCAUAAAGUAGUGUUGGAUUCACCAUGACUUGGGGGGGGGCAAAGAGAGUGCUGUGGAGAGUUGCCUCUCACAGACUGUGCUGUAUAGCUGUUAAAUGUUUGAGGUUAAUGCCUGUACUUUUAAACUGCAGCCAUUAUCGUUUGUUAUGUCUAGAGUGAAAAAGACCUUAUCAAGCAUGGCUAAAUUGCAGGGGCCCUAGGUCUGAACUCGAAUUUUAGACUAGCAAUAGAAAGACCUCUCAUCACGGGUAGAUAGAUGCGUCCAACAACGUAAUUUACAGCCAUUAAAUACAGCAAAAAUGUAAACAGAAAUUACGCAAAGAGUUUGAAGCCUGACUCUUUCAUUUAUUGCUGGUUGCUCAAAAACAUUAGUGAUACUGAAUUCUGUUUUUGAAUUCAUUUCUUCUUGUGAACUGUACAAAUAUUUAAAUGACUUUAUCUAAUGUAGAGCAUUUUAAUUAUCCUGAUUCAAUAUCAUGAACUUUCCGUGUAACUGCUCUUCACACCGUGCCUUUGCUGUCUUUUCAGUAUUCAACACGUUCAAUAACUACUGCUGUAUAUACAUAAUGUAAACUUUUAUUAGUGAAAUCUUUUUGACAGGAACUGCUUUUUACGUUGCAAAAACUUUAUGCUGCACAAUCGCUCAGAAAUGCUCAUCAGUAUGAAUAACCUGAUGGCUGACAAUAUGUAAAUUGUUGUUUUUAUUAA